Messenger RNA from Trichomonas vaginalis G3, 7590 nucleotides. RefSeq names its product platelet formation protein family. The coding region runs from base 1 to 7590 and encodes 2529 amino acids. The transcript has a single exon. The record is from RefSeq and is a predicted model, not a curated record. NCBI's taxonomy places the organism in Eukaryota, Parabasalia, Trichomonadida, Trichomonadidae. Gene Ontology annotation, molecular function: protein binding.
AUGAGUGUGAAAAAUGAAUUAGUUGAAUCAAUGGCAGAAAUGAUUGUUGUAAUGUUAAAUGAAUGCGGUGGAAAGGAAUAUUCCAAAACACUUGCAAUUACAAUUCAAGUGAUUCCUUUCUUCACAGAAAUUUUCAAUAAUAUUACAAAAGAUAUCGAUAAAACAAGCGUUCAAACUGCAUCGCAGCGAUAUCUACAAUCAAUACUGCAAAAUAUUGACAUGUUUUCACAACAACAACCUGAAUUUAAAACCAUUAUUGAUUUUCUUACGAAAUUCAUGAAUUUUGCAAGUAUCCUCGGCGUAGAAAGAUUAUUUGCGUCCAUUUAUGUUACUGCCGUUCAAUUUUGCCAAUCUGAUAGUGAUAAUCUCAAUUUAUUAACACCUUCAUUAACUCAAUUGCUUAGUAUUCCCGCUCUUGCAAACAAUUUUAUCGAAAAUGAUGGACUUAUGUUUGCAAUAUUCCAAAAAAUGAUGAAAAAAAAGACAUUAUUGAGCGAAACGGCGCUAAAAAUUAUAUUCGCAAACAUUCAUAAAUACAAUCUAGCUCUAGAUGUUUCUAGUGCUUCCAAAAUUUUCCAAAUUGUUUCUCAAUCUUUUGAUUCUUUAUUAUUAGACGAAUCCAAGCAAUUUUCACAACUUAUAUUAUAUCUUAUACAACUAGAUCCUAAGAAACUUUAUCCUCUUGCUAUUGAAUCUGGCUUAUUCGUACAAAUGAUUCACACAAUUGUAAAAUUACAAGAUGUGUCCGACUCAGUUGCCACGAUACUAACAGAUUAUAUUAACAUGAAUCCUGAUCCAUCACAAUUACCACCCGCUAUCGGUUUUUUAGUUGACGCUCUUACAAAUGAAAAUUUAAUCAAUCCUGACACUUACAAUACCUUACUAACUUCACUCGACCAAUACAUACAAGACAGAAAGCCUUCUGAAGACAUUCUGAAAUCCCACCUUAUCAGUCCAAUUGCUUUUUCCAUGAAUCUGUCAAAUACAAAAGCUGUCGAAAAAUAUAUCGGUAUGCUCGUUUACUUAAGAUAUACACUAAAUUAUAACAUACUUCCAAUCGUACCGGGAAUUCUUAGAUUUUGUAAUUUGACUACAGCUUUAAAUGUCGAUCUUACGGAUUUAUUUCAUUUACUUUUACAAAUGGAUACAGAAUUCCAACCUUUUGCUCUCUCAUUUUUCGCGCCUUUCGUUACAACUCUCAAUUAUUCCGACUCAAAGGAGUUGUUCAAUAAAUAUCCGCAAUUAGUAUUGUUUUUACAAAGAUUUUAUGAAUCCCUCCCAAAUCAACAAGAAAAGAACAAAAUAUUAAAAAUAUUUAUUUCAAUCUUUGCAGAUCUUGACAAUAAGACCGAAGCGAAAUAUUGUUUGGCCCAACUGCUGCAAGGUGCUUCCGUUUAUCCACAAAUUAUCGAUUAUCUUAUGAAUUAUAUCGAAAUACAAAAAGAUUCAAGCUGUUUCGUAGAAGUACUUAUGAUAUCAUCAAAGUCAUCAUCGCUACUUGCGGAAUACCUCAGAUUAAAUACAAUUGGAACCGUAAUUCAGCUUUAUCAAAUGAAAUUAUUGGAUAUUAAGACUUUGGUUAACUACGUUAGCAUAUUAUCACAAGGUAGAUUUAUAAGAGACUAUAACCGCAUGAUUUCGGACUAUAUUGACAGAUUAGAUAAUUUUAAUUUAUCUCCAGAGGAAUUUUUAAGAUUUUCAUUUGGUAAAAUGCUUACUGAUGAAAUAUCCAAACCGAAAGUCUGCUUCCCAACCCUUAUUCAAAGAGCAGAACGAUAUGAUAUUACGGAUCUCUACGAUCUCCUUCUUAUUGAGCUAUAUGGUGAAUACGAGAACCCUCUAGAAAGUCCCUACUUACCACGAAUCUCAGGAACUUACGUUUGCCCUAAAUUAUCCAAAAAGAUUGCGGACAAUUCUUUAUUAUUCAAAGCGUGUUCAUCACAUGAAGAAAACAAGUUCCCCUUAUUCCAGUUUCCUGGCGAAGAAGCCAAGUUUUCCAUCAAACAUGACGAUAACAUUUCAAUUUUAACUUUUUGGUUCAAAUUAAUUGAAUCAAAAAUUUCUGAGUUUGUCACUUUUCAAGGUGUAAAGUUAACCUUAUCCAAAAAAGGACUUAUGCUUGACAACAACUUGAUAAGUAAGAUAGACUCGCAAAACUGGUAUUUCAUUUAUUUGAAAUCCGAUGACAAUAAUUUGAAUAUUUACGUCAAUGGAAAAUUAGAAGGAAACACGAAAGUUGUUGCGAAAGGGAAUACGACAAUUGGUGGAAAAAGCACCAAUUUCAUCACUACAAUCAUUAGAAUGUAUGAUCAGAAAUCAGAUGAAAUGGAUAAUGUCAUGAAAAACGGUUAUGACUGUUUGAAAAAACUGAAAUCAUUAUUACACAUUUCUCCAAACGAGUUUUUGGAUAUUGAUUCCAAUUAUUCACUUCCUAAAUGUGUAACAGGAUCUCCGCAGAUCAUUCCGAACUAUCCGUUGCCUAAAUACAUAAGAAAUGUUUUGGGCGGAUUCCAUUACAUCCUCCAAAAAUUCUUUGAAAAGGAAAUUGACGAAAAAGACGGUUUGAACUAUUUAGAAGGUUUAAUUAAUUAUCAAAGAAGAGGAGAAACAGAUUUCGACAAUCUUAAGUUUGCGGAAAGAAUGUCUGUCAUUGCUUCUUUCUUUGAAUUCUCAUCAGACAUUGUCAAAUCAUUAAUUGAUUUAUUUACGAAUCCUAUUGUUGACUGGAUUUCUUUUGAGUCAUUUUUCUUGGAUAUUGAUAGAUUGAUGACUUCCAGUUACAAAUCAAUUAUUUUUGAUACAUUACUUGAUUUGUCAUCGAAAGAAAAAUUCCCUAAUUAUUCAUUAAAUGUGUUGUUGUGGUUACUUUUAAUUGGAACAGAACAAUCAAGAGAAAUCACUCAAAUUGUUUCAAAAUUAAAAGCUGUCCACAAAAUUUCAACAACAUCUUUAUUCGCUUCUUGUUACAAAUGCCAAUGUUUUCCUUUAUUAGAUCCUAAUCUUAUGUUUAAUAUCCUUGAAAACACUGUUAGUUGUUCACAUUUGUUGUAUAAUUUACCACACGACGUUGUCAUGAAAGUUGUUUAUAAUAUACAAUUCGAUGACAACAUGUCAAACAUCCUUAAGAAUAUAUUGAUUAGUUUGAAUCAACAGAUAAUGUUUGAAGACACAUGGUCUGCAAUUAUUCAUAUUGUUACUCAUGGUUCAUGUAGUGAUUAUAACAACAUAAAUCUCCAGAAUUUUGAUAUAAAUUUGAUUUUUCCUUUCUUGUCAUUAAUUGGUUCUCUUGUUUAUGGAUCAAGUAUAUCGAAACAAGAUAACAAAUGGGCUAAAAUAGGUACAACAAUAUUAGAUGAAUUCUCAAAUACUGUUAUACCAAAACAAAAGAAAUUUGGCCAAGAAUUUACAAUGUGGUCAUCAAUUUUAAUGUGUCUUGGUUAUUCACUUUAUAAUGAUGACAGCAUUGCUCCUGAUCCAACGAGAUGCGAAGUAAUCUUUGGCUUCAAACCACGUCCAUCGCAGAAGAUGAGACGUGUUUCAGAUGCUGGUCCAAGAAUAGGAGGAAGAAGAAGGAGUUCAACAGUUAAAAACCUCUUCCAAGACAGCAAAAUACAAUUUAUGCCGGCAUCAAGUCCAAGAAUUCCUAAAAUUGCUGAUGAUGAUUCUUUCAUAAAUAAAAAAGUUUCAGGAAAUGUUUCUGAAAGUGAUAAUGUUACAGAUGUUUCUGAUGUUUCAAUUGAAGAUCAAGUUAACUCCGGUUCCCAAGGACGGAUCAAUUUCUCAUCUCCUCCUUCUCCUCCUUUAUCUGUUCCUUCUUCAACGUAUUCAACAUAUUCAUCUUCAUCAAGGAAACUUACAAAAACAACUGUUCCUUCUUUUAAUGGUCUUAACUUGCCAAUUCCUCAAUUACCAGGUGUUAGCAACAAAGUUGGAUCAUUGCCAAAAAAAACUCCUGUUGUUAACUCUAAUUUGAGUUUUCCUGCUUCUGUAGAAAACUCUGCUUCUUCAUUUAUAAUAAGCGGAUUACCAGGAGAAGUCAAAUUCAACAGCAUGAUUGAAAAAGAACUUGAAGUAACAAUUAAGAAGUCAAUUCCUUCUAAAAUUGAACUUAAUCCAGGUGCAAACGUUGUUAUGGUUAUUCCAAAACAAACUGAUGAAUUCUUUAGUCCUCUUUUCUCUGAUAUUGAUGAUUAUUUACAUUAUUGCACAGAACUCUUCAAAGAUGCAGAAAUAGACAAUGAAAACCAAACAGUUAAUGAAAAUGUUAUGGAAAGCGUUGCAUUAUUUAUUAAAAAUAUUGUUGUAACAUCAAAUAAUGCACAAACAAUUCUUAUUCCUCCAUGUUCAAGUUGUCCGAAAUCUUAUACAAGUAUGUUACUCAGCAAAAUCAUUAAUUUACUUCUUACUAAAACAGAACAACUUGAUAGAACUAUUUUCUCACAUGUCUGCAACUUAAUUUUAGAUGGUUGGCUCAAUGAACAUACAGAAGAAGUCCUUAAUUUGAGUAUAAGGAAAUGUUUCGAAGAUAAAUCUCUUAUUAACACUAAUUUCCUUCUUUGUUUGGCUUUUCUGCCAAGAAUUACAGCAACUCUUGGUGAUUUGAUUAACGAGAAUUGCGAAUGGAUCUUCAACAGUGAUAUCAUCAAAGAAUAUCCUUAUGUUAGCGCAUGCAUAUGGCAAACAUGUAAAAUGGUUCAUAACAUGGAUAAAAUUGUUGAAUUUCUUAAUAAAAGUAAUGAUAAAUGGCAGAAAGUGUUUAAUGAUCAAUCAGACAAUCCAUUGCAAUCUGCCAAAGCAAUUCAAUCUGUUAAUGAAGGAUGCCAACAUAGAUCUGAACAGAUGAACGAACGUCUUCAAAAAUCAAAAGCAUCAACACAUGAAAAAAUUGACAAAAUAAGAAUUACAGGAAAUGAAUUCAUUUCUAACAUCAGUCAGAUGACUGCUAUGGCAAAUACUGUUACUGAUUUACUACGCCGCAUGUAUCUUGAAAGCUUUGAAUGUAGUUAUUGCAUGACAUUACGUAAGAAAGAAUUAAUUUCUUGGUCAAUUUCUAAAUUUAAACCGCAUAAAAGUGACAGAAAAUGUUUGACAUUUUUAGGAGACACAUUUCUUCCAUCACGAAGAUUUGAUCCAUCUCCAUUAGAAUACGAAAUGCCUCCUUAUCCAGGUGGCUCCAUUCCUGAUUUAUACAAGACAUUGUACAAAGAGAAUAUCUUUGAAGAAACUUCUCUUUAUCACUUCACUUGUAGAAUUUAUCCACCUGUCUCAGAGAUUGUCGAUGAAAAACAUAAAAUGUUCUGUUGGAAUUUCGAGAUAAACACGAAUCUUCGUUUAUGGAUUUUGGAGAAUUUGUUAAACGAAGGAAACGAAUUCAAGAACAUUUUUAAUUGCCACAUUCUUUGGGGAAUUGAUCCACUCGAAGGAGUUAUCUUAAUAACACAGAAUGAAUUCAUUUUCCUUGAAGGAUUUAGGUACAACAAAGAAAUAGGAUUCGAAGUCAUCGAACAGACAGAAAGUGAAAACCUUUCAAUGAGAUAUUACGGACACAUAAUAUUAAAUAACUAUUUUGGAAAGUCAUUCACUUUCUUCGGUCAUAUCUCAUUCAGACUUUGUUUGAACGAGCUCAUUGAUAUAAGGAUUCAUAAUUGGCUUCAGAAGAAAUCAUCUGCUGUAUUAACUUUCAUUCGUGGCCAACAAUUUGUUGUUAUAACUGAUGUUACAAAUAACGUCAAAUUUAUUCAGAUUUUGGAUCAAAUUAUUGAACAAACAGACCAAAGUCUUCCUCCUUUUGUAUCAUCUUUUAUGACACCUAUCAAUACUUCACGUCUUCUUCGUAAUACAUCACUCAAAGACAUAACAAACAAAUGGGUAAAUGGAGAUAUCUCGACAUUUACUUAUAUUUGCAUUGUCAAUAUUCUGAGUGGAAGAACAAUUGUUGAUCACACACAAUACUAUGUUUUCCCAUGGGUAUUGAGUGAUUACGAUAACGAAGAUGUUCGUGAAAGUUCGUUAAGAGAUUUAAGAUUACCAAUGGGCCAACUUCCUUCAGAUAGAAAGAAAGGUUAUGAUAAUACUUACGAAGAUUCUGAUCAUUCUUUCUAUUAUGGAAGCCAUUAUAUGCAUUUCGGUGUUGUUCUCUUCUUUAAUUUCCGUGCAGAUCCAUUCUGUUUGCUUGGAAUUCAUCUCAACCGUGGUUGGGACCAUCCAAACAGAAUCUUCACUUCUGUUUCUGAUUCAUGGCGUUCUGCAAGUUUCUCAACUCCCGCAGAUGUUAAAGAACUCACGCCACAAUUGUACAACAGUCCUGAAAUCUUGAAAUCAACAUCAUUCAGAUUUGUUUCAACAGAAAGAGAUGCAAGCUUUGUUGUUCUUCCAAAAUGGUCAUCAUCUGAAUACGAUUUCUCCCAGAAAAUGAUGUUUUCUCUUGAACAAGAAAAAGUUGGAAAAGGAAUUGGAAAUUGGUUCGAUCUCAUCUUCGGAGAGAAAAGCCGUGGUGAACUUGCAAUAGAAAGCAAGAACUUGUUCCAUCCUUUGACAUACGCAGAUAGAGUUCAAAGUGAUGAUCCUCUUGAAACAGAAGCAAAUGAAAUGUGUAUUUUGAAUUUCGGACAAUGUCCUGAACAAAUUUUCACCAAAACUCAUCCGAAUCAAAAGAGUAGUUACACAUGGAAUUUGAUGACAAAUCGUGAUUUGUUUAUUCAACAAAUCAAUCCACAAUCAGAUAAGGCAUCAUAUUGUCUUGUUUAUGAAAAUAAUUUGUCAUUCUUUGAUGAAAAACAAUUUAUUCUUCCAGAAAUGAAAUCGCCAAUUAACAUUAAUUCUCUUAUUCAUCAUAAUUACUCAAAAUAUUGUUAUUCUAAUGAUGGAAUUUAUCUUUGCACAUCGAUCAAAGAAGGUCUUGUUAUUAUUUAUAGAAUCUUUUAUAAGAAAGAACAAGCAACAAAUGCAGCAUUGAUUGAUAAGUUUUAUAUUGAUGGAAAAAUCACAAGUUUAUGUAUUAGUUCUGUUCAUUAUAUUUUGUGCAUUUCAUAUGAAAACAAAGUUGAUGUUUAUGACAUCGGAACAAGAACAAUUCUUCAUAAUAUUGAAACAGAUUCAUUGAUAAACAAAAUUAUAAUUGAUGACAAUUCAGGAAUUAUGUUCUUUGUUCAUCAUCACAGUGUUGAUUCAUAUAGUAUCAGUAGUGAUAAAUUAUAUACAUUUGCUAAUGAAAACAAUACAAGAAUCACAUGUUUCAAAUCUUCUAAUUUACCUACUUCUUUUGUUGAUCGUUUUGUUGUUUUGUGCAGUGAAGAUAAUAGUUUGAAAUUCAUCCGUACAUGCGACAUGAGCCUCAUUUCGAGCAUCAAUCUUCCUGUUUGCGCUGAAAAUGUUUUUAUACAAGACAAAUGUUCACGUCUUGUGUUUGUUUCAUCAGAUAAAAGAUGGUUCAGCGUUGAAAGUCUUGAUUUAUCAGUUGAAUACCCUCUCAAGAAGACAUAUUGUGUCAAUUGCUGUGUUUGUGGAAGCGAUUUGAACAAAUCAAUCGACACUUGUGAUAAAUGUGGUCGAUUCCUUUGUUCCAAAUGCAAACAAUUGUGCAAACACUAA